AUGGCUCCCGGUCUCACUGAAAACGUCGCCCUCCGGGCCCCAACUGUAGCACCUCCCUUAAAGUCCGAUGCGGGCCAUAACAAGGAGAACUUGAUCGGCUACAAGUAUGAAAAGGAGCGCGAGAUCCAGGGAACAGACAAGCUCCCCCCGGCCUCGUACCCCAACUAUCUGCCAGUCUGGGACAACGAGACGGAGAGAUACCCUCCUUUGGAGCUGUUUGUGCACUACGACCACGGCAAGGAUGCCGACCCCUCAUUCCCAGAUCUAUUCCCCCAAGGCCAGGCCGAAAUCGACCAGAUCACACCCUUCAUUGGCUCCGAAGUGCACGGCGUACAACUCAGCCAGCUCUCAGACAAAGGAAAAGACCAACUCGCUCUCUACGUAGCCCAGCGGCGAGUAGUAGCCUUCCGCGACCAAGACUUCGCCUCACGCCCAAUCGAAGAAGUAGUCAACUACGCCGGCUACUUCGGCCGCCACCACAUCCACCAAACAUCCGGCGCGCCCAAAGGCUUCCCGGAAAUCCACCUCGUCUUCCGCGGCGCCGACGACCGCACCGGCGAAAAGUUCCUAGAACAACGCACCAACACCAUAACCUGGCACUCCGACAUCACCUUCGAGAAGCAACCGCCAGGCACCACAUUCCUGUACGUCCUCGACGGCCCAACCACCGGCGGCGACACCCUCUUCGGCGACAUGGUCCAAGCCUACAAGCGGCUCAGCCCCGAAUUCCGCAAACGCCUCCACGGCCUCAAAGCCGUGCACUCGGGCCUGGAGCAGGUCAACGCAAGCUUGAACGGCGGCGGCAUCGCCCGCCGCGAUCCCGUCACCUCGGAGCAUCCCAUCGUCCGCACGCACCCCGUGACUGGCGAGAAGGCGCUGUACGUGAACCCGCAGUUUACGCGGUUCGUGGUUGGGUAUAAGAAGGAGGAGUCGGAUGCUUUGCUGAAAUUCUUGUAUGAUCAUAUUGCGCUGUCGCAGGAUAUUCAGGCGCGCGUGCGGUGGAGGGCUGGCACGGUCGUUGUGUGGGAUAAUCGGGUGGCGUGUCACUCGGCCGUUUUCGAUUGGGAGGAUGGUCAGCGGAGACACAUUGCUCGUCUGACGCCGCAGGCAGAACCGCCUUAUGAGACGCCGUUCGAGGGC
This is a messenger RNA of Penicillium nucicola, 1140 nucleotides long. RefSeq names its product TauD/TfdA dioxygenase family protein. NCBI's taxonomy places the organism in Eukaryota, Fungi, Ascomycota, Eurotiomycetes, Eurotiales, Aspergillaceae. Gene Ontology annotation, molecular function: 2-oxoglutarate-dependent dioxygenase activity. The record is from RefSeq and is a predicted model, not a curated record. The annotation marks the transcript as partial. The transcript is spliced from 4 exons. Gene Ontology annotation, cellular component: cytoplasm.